AUGAACCCCAACAACACGAGUUGGAAUAGUACAAAAAGCAAAUCAAGUAGCAAGAGUAGUGAAAACUCUAGAACUACUGAUAAAAAAUCGAUUAAAUCGUUUCAUUUACCUCAAUCAAAUUCGCAAGAUUUUACUUCUGAUCAUGAAAUAUCUGAUCAAAAAUGGUUGGAUGAUUUAGUUCAACUUCGUUAUGUAAAAUUUAUUCCAUUCGAGGAAUUCGAAGAUCCAAAAAUUAUUGAACGUGGAAGUAAUGGUGAUAUUAGUUCUUACAAAAGUUUAAAAUGGAGAAAGAUGAAAAAACGUGUGGUUGUUAAAGAAUUAAAAAAUAUUUUAAAUUUACCCGAAAAUUUAAGGGAAUCUUUUGUUAGAGAGAAUUCACGAAACGUAAUGUUCAUUCAACAAAAAUUGAAAUUAACCGAUUUUGGCAUAACUCAUAGUGUUUUAUUUUGGGAAUUAUCAUGUGGUCGUACUCCUUUUUCUGAUCAUAGAAAUCCCCCUGCUCAAGAUUUAGCCAAUGCUAUCAUAAAAGGUUUAAGAGAAUUACCUACUAAGGAUGUUCCUAUCGAUUAUUUAAAAUUAUAUACUUUAUGUUGGGAUAUGGAUCCUGAAAAAAGACCUGUUAGUGAAACCGUGUUAAUGAUGUGUAAAGAUUUAAUAAAUAAUGGUGAUUCUACUAAAGGUCUGGAAAAAAAUGUUAAUAAUCGUACUACGAAUACACGUAAAGGUUUUGAAGAAGGAACCGGAAGUAAAA
This is a messenger RNA of Racocetra fulgida, 751 nucleotides long. NCBI's taxonomy places the organism in Eukaryota, Fungi, Glomeromycota, Glomeromycetes, Diversisporales, Gigasporaceae. The record is from the annotation of a GenBank genome assembly.